Molecule: messenger RNA, 3470 nt
Organism: Tinamus guttatus (white-throated tinamou)
Lineage: Eukaryota; Metazoa; Chordata; Aves; Tinamiformes; Tinamidae
Source: RefSeq, a predicted model, not a curated record
AUGCGGACACUUAGUGAGGACACCAUCAGGCUCUUUCUGCAGCAGAUAGCAGGUGCCAUGAAAAUGCUGCACAGCAAAGGCAUCAUCCAUCGGGAUCUGAAACCACAGAAUAUCCUUCUUUCCUAUGCUGGAGGCAAGAAAUCAAAUCCCAACAACAUUCGGAUAAAGAUUGCUGACUUUGGGUUUGCUCGAUACCUGCAGAAUAACAUGAUGGCAGCAACGCUGUGUGGUUCACCUAUGUACAUGGCACCCGAAGUCAUCAUGUCUCAGCACUAUGAUGCCAAAGCUGACCUCUGGAGUAUAGGAACCAUAAUUUAUCAGUGUCUGACGGGAAAGGCUCCAUUUCAGGCCAGCAGCCCACAAGACCUUCGUCUCUUCUAUGAGAAAAACAAGAUGCUGAUGCCGAACAUCCCCAGAGAGACAUCAAGCCACCUAAGGCAGCUGCUACUGGGGCUUUUGCAGCGCAAUCAUAAGGACCGCAUGGACUUUGAUGAGUUUUUCCAUCACCCGUUCUUGGAUGCAAGUGCCUCUAUGAAAAAAUCUGCUUCUGUGCCAAUGCCUUCCUAUCCCAGUUCAGGCUCCGGUAGUUCCUCCAGCAGCUCUUCCACCUCCCACCUGGCGUCGCCUCCUCAGUCCCUUGGAGAGAUGCAGCAGCAGCUGCAAGAGAAGACUCUGACGUCUCCAACCCAAGAUUCUCCUGGCUUUCUGCACGGGUCGAAGGAGUCUGUUGGAAGCAGCAGUAAAAAUUCAUCCUGUGACACUGAUGACUUCGUUAUGGUCCCAGCACAGUUUUCAAGUGAUAUAACUGCUGAGGCUGCCGGCGGAAAACCAAUCCAAGACAGUCUGAUGUACAGCGGGAGUUCUCUGGUGGCUUCAGCAGGCUUGGAAAGCCAGGCACGGACACCAUCUCCUUCGCCCCCUUACAGCGGUUCUCCUAGCCCGUCCAGCCGGCCGGGGCAGUUUUCCAGCAGCAAGUACGGACACUCUGUGCCCAUUCCGGUUCCGACGCAAAUCCAUAACUACAGGCGGAUUGAGCAGAACCUGCAGUCUCCCCAUCAGUGCUCCUCGCCGCGGUCUGGGGCGGUUCGGAGAUCUAGCAGUACAAGCCCUCUUGGUUUUCCUAAAACUGGUGCUUCGCCUCCUUAUGCUGGAGAGCAUGGAUCUGUGCCCAGCUCUAGGAAGCUCUCGUUUGGUGGUGCCAAGCCGUUCAUGCCAUCCCCACAAGUGGGAACGAUCCCCGAGCAGCCUAACCAGACUGUUAUCCCUUCCUCUCUUGGAGCAGAAAUGAGAAACCGGAUUCCUGUGGCUGGUGCCGCAGCACCCGAACACUCUCCUCGAGGGAUGGGUUCCCGGCUCCACAGCGCUCCCAACCUGUCAGAUUUACAUUCGUGCAGGCAAAAGAUAACCAAGCAGCACUCGGACCCUCUCGUCGCUCACUUUGGCCACAGCGCGGCCGGCCAGCCGCUGGCCAUGCACGGCCUGCAGCACUGCCGGCAGCUCCGCUCCUCGCCAAAGCUCUCUGAGUUCAUGCAGAGAAGCCCUCUGCCAACUAUCUUGGGCUCCCCUACUAAGGCUGUGUCCCCUUUCGAAUUUCCCAAAACACCAAGUUCCCAGAAUCUCCUCACGCUCUUGGCUCAUCAGGGGGUCAUGAUGACUCCAACACGGAACAAGACCUUGCCAGAUCUGAAGGAGAUGGGUCAUUUCCACUGCCAGCAGACAGGCUUGGGACUGAGGCCUGUGGAAGAGAUCAAGGGCAGAUCGCUGAGCACGGGCAGGCUCACUGACCUGCUCCUCAAAGCUGCCUUUGGGGCACAGAUCUCGGAAGCUGGGAGCAGUGACAGCCUGAACAACGAGAAGCCGAUGGAAAUUGCAGCUCCCUCAGGUGCUUACGGAGGGACCCUGCACGCUGGUGCCCGGGCUGGGGGCUCUGCCAGCCCGUCCCCAGUGGUUUUUACUGUCGGAUCCCCUCCCAGUGGAACAACCCCCCCACAGACCACGAGGACCAGGAUGUUUUCAGUGGGGUCUUCCAGCUCUCUCAGUUCUGGGGGCUCGUUCACUGGCAGACACCUGGCCAUGGGGGCGGGUGGUGACGUCCUGGAAGGCCCCACCAGUCUCCGGUACGCCUUCGCUGACCCCAUCGCCGCUAACCUGGAGGGGGGUGUUACGUUUGAGGCACCUGAGUUGCCUGAGGAGACGCUCAUGGAGCAAGAGCACACGGACAUCCUGCGCAGCCUCCGCUUCACGCUGGCCUUCGUCCACUACGUGAUGGAAAUCGCUGCCCUGAAAGGCAGCUCCAGCGAGAUGAGCAGCUCCGUGGCAUCCGAGUACCAGCUGCAGGAGAGCGUGGUGGCUGACCAGAUCAGCCUCCUCAGCCGGGAGUGGAGCUAUGCAGAGCAGCUGGUGCUGUACCUGAAAGUAGCAGAGCUGCUGUCCUCUGGCCUGCAGACAGCCAUAGAGCAGAUCAAAGCUGGCAAGCUGUGCCUCUCCUCCACCGUGAAGCAAGUUGUGAAGAAGCUGAAUGAGCUUUAUAAAUCCAGUGUGUCGUCCUGCCACUGCCUCAACAUGAGACUCCAGAGGUUCUUCUUGGACAAACAGAAGCUCAUGGAUCGCAUCAACAGCAUCACCGCCGAGAAGCUCAUCUUCAGCUACGCCGUGCAGAUGGUGCAGUCUGCAGCCCUGGAUGAGAUGUUCCACCACCGAGAGGACUGUGCACAGAGGUACCACAAGGCCCUGCUGCUGAUGGAGGGGCUCUUGAACAUCAUCACCGAGCAGGGAGACAUAGAAAACAUCAAUAAAUGCAAACUGUGCAUCGAGCGCAGGCUGUCGGCUCUGCUGUCGGGGUUCUGCGCCUGAUGUCAAGGUUCAUCCUCUCCACACAUCUCACCCUAGCUGAUCACUCUCUGCUUCCAACACCUGCUGCUGUGGCAAGAAAUGAUCCUGGCAGGAGGAGACCUGGAGGAUGAACUGCUCAGUGUUCUGUAUUUUGAGGCUUUGGGAAGUUGUUCCACAGACUCGGAUUCUCUUGUGGGUAUGUGUGACUGCAGCGAGCACCAAACUUCCCUGCCCAAAAGCCUGGGUGAAGACACAGACAAUGUGGAAAUGUUUCCCUCGUUGGCAGAGGGGGAUGAAGGAUAGAAUUCCACUUCUUCCCAGCACUUUGAAGGAAAAGACUGCCUAUCCCUCUUGUUUAAGAACAGGGUAUUCCAGUGCUGUCUCCAUUGCGGGCAAUGGAUGUGCUGAAACUGCUGGCUUCAGUUCACGUUGGAGGGUGUCAUUCAGAAAUCAAGGCCAGUUUGUGACUUUCCCCUAGCCCAGCUGAUAGGCAGGCAUCCUAACGCUUCCUGGCAACCCGAGGCUCCCCUCCCUAGCCCCUUCCCCUCCGUGUUUUUGCCUUGGAGCGCUUGCUGCGUGGCAGAGAAGGGGAGUCAGCUCCGUUGAGAGCUGAAGCGGCUCCCGCCUUCCGCAGGCUC